CACCUACUGUACACCAGCCCAGCCCAACGAACGCACCUCACUUGCCAACUAUCUUCUCAUUUCUCCUCUCCUUCCCUCCUGAGGAUCAUCGUCACCUUUGAUACCCCAUCACCAUCAACACCACCAACACCAUCACACGCGCCUCCCACAACCAGAAGACGACAUUUGCCUCGCACUCAACACCAACACUCGCAUUAUCUGCUACUGCUGCUGCUCCCAACAGUUACCAGCGCAGUGGAUGCCAAGCUCGUCCCCAAAUCACUGUGCGCGCAAUCCCUUCUCCAAAGUCGCAAACGCGUGCGAUUGUUCAACACCAGCCCUGUUUGACGCACGCCCACACCCUCGCCAGUCUUGAUCGACCGGAACAUCUGGACAGGAGUCCAAUUCACCCCAUCAACACCACUAUCACCACUCGGCGCAUCAUCGUCGCCGUCCCCCAGCCUCGGUGAUUCCGUGGCGACAAAUAUUCAGUCUUGACUAGUUGAAGUAAACAUCUCCUUCUCAUCGACCUUCUUCCGCGUACACCAUCCUCAAUCCUUCCACACCGCGACUAUGUCGAUGUACAAUCAUCGUGGUUUGGGCCCGGCCCCAGGCAACACACGAUUGAAUGAGUUGCUGGACCAGGUUCGCGCAGAGUUCGAGAACCAGGCUCGAGUGAGUGGGGAGGUUGAGCAGUCCAGUAAGUCGCAAACUGAUACUAGUCACCACGACCGCAUAGUGUGGUGACAGCUCUUUGAUGUGAGACUAGUGCUAAUAUGGGAUCUAGUGACACAUCAGAUCAACGAAAUGGCCAUGGUACGAGAGAAAGUCUUUGGAAUGGAACAGCAACAUCUUGCAAUCAAAGCAAAGUAGGAUCUCCAAAUCCCUCGUCGUGGCCACGGAGCUGACAUGAAUUAGGUAUGAAGAAGAAAUCGCACGUCUGCACCGUGAACUUGAAGCUAGAGGAGGAGCACCUCGUCCUGCCGGCAUUGGUGGUCCAGGUCCACAACCUUCGAACGCUGGCCCUGCCCAACAAGCACCACCAUCACUCGGUCAUGGACCAAGCAAUUUGUUUGGAGGAAUCAUGGCUGGUCAAGGUCAAAAUGGACCGGGUCUCGCUCCACCACAAGCACAAGAACAACAGCAUGGCCCAGGUCCUCUUCAACACCAAAUGCCACAGCCUCCUCCACCACCUCCUCUUCAACAAGGCCCGCCUCAGCAAUCCCAACAACAGCAACAACAACAACAACAACAACAACAGCAACAACAGCAGCAGCAACAGCAGCCUCCAUUCCAAGGUAGCGGAUAUCCUCAACCACCAGCCCCCAACGGUUAUGGUGUACAACAGCCUCCUCAGUCUACCGCUUCUCCAGGUCCUGGCAAAGGUCGUCCCUUGGGACCGCAGCGUGGACCAGGCGGACCAGCAACCCCACAAUUGAACCAGCAAAUGCCAUAUCCAGACCCAAGAGCCGCAGCCUCACCACAAGUUGGUCACCCUAAUCCACAUGCUUUAGGUGUCGUCCCUUUCAACAGAGUCGGAAAUGCCCUCGCGGAAUUGGACCUUGAACGUCUACCAGCCCACCAAAAGAAGGUUGAUUCAGACUGGUUUGCCAUCUUCAACCCGGAGAUUCCUCGUGUUCUUGACGUUGAUCUCGUUCACACCCUCCAACACGAAAGUGUGGUUUGCUGCGUUCGCUUCAGUCAUGAUGGCAAGUAUGUUGCUACCGGUUGCAACCGAUCAGCACAGAUCUUCGAUGUCAUUACUGGCCAGAGAAUUCAUAUUCUUCAAGACGACAGCGUCGAUUCUGUUGGUGAUCUUUACAUUCGAAGUGUGUGCUUCAGUCCCGACGGAAGAUACCUUGCAACCGGCGCCGAGGAUAAAUUGAUCCGUGUAUGGGAUAUUGCUUCCAGAACCAUUAGGAACACAUUUGCGGGUCACGAGCAGGACAUCUACUCUUUGGAUUUCGCCCGCGAUGGUCGCACAAUUGCUUCUGGAAGUGGUGACCGCACUGUUCGUCUUUGGGAUAUCGAGGCAGGUCAAAACGUCCUCACUCUUAGCAUCGAGGAUGGUGUGACAACUGUAGCCAUUUCACCUGAUACCAAGCUUGUUGCUGCUGGUUCCCUAGAUAAGAGUGUUCGCGUUUGGAGUGCCGAGUCGGGUUACUUGGUCGAGAGACUUGAAGGACCCGAUGGCCACAAAGACUCUGUCUACUCAGUUGCCUUUGCUCCAAAUGGAAAAGAUCUCGUAUCCGGAAGUUUGGAUAAGACUAUCAAGAUGUGGGAGCUUGUUGCACCACGUGGUGGUCAUCCAAACAAUGCACCAAAGGGCGGACGUUGUAUUAGAACUUUUGAGGGCCACAAGGUAAAUCUACUCGAAUUCCUCUCUCGGAAACAUUCACUAAUAAUCCAUAGGAUUUUGUUCUUUCUGUUGCUCUUACACCCGACGGUAACUGGGUUCUUUCUGGCUCCAAGGACCGUGGUGUUCAAUUCUGGGAUCCUAGAACCGGUCACACUCAGCUCAUGUUACAGGGCCACAAGAACAGUGUCAUAUCCGUCGCACCAAGUCCAAGUGGUGGAUCUUUUGCUACAGGUAGUGGUGAUAUGAGAGCUAGAAUCUGGAGCUACAAGCCAUACAACUCUUGA
Hymenoscyphus albidus is the source of this 2622-nucleotide messenger RNA. NCBI's taxonomy places the organism in Eukaryota, Fungi, Ascomycota, Leotiomycetes, Helotiales, Helotiaceae. The record is from the annotation of a GenBank genome assembly.